Molecule: messenger RNA, 558 nt
Organism: Zea mays
Lineage: Eukaryota; Viridiplantae; Streptophyta; Magnoliopsida; Poales; Poaceae
Source: the annotation of a RefSeq genome assembly
AUGGAAAAACAUCUUGUAAUGUAUUUAACCAGAAAAUCGAUUAUGCUCCUGCGGAAGUAUCUACUCGUGACGGAAUUUCAGGUGUCAAAGUGCGGAUCUCAUAUAGUCAAAAUAAGAAGGGACGUGCUAUAUCCGAAACGUACGAAAUAUAGUAAAUAUAGUAAAUGCAGAUGUAGUAGGGGUCGCGAACCGGAUGGUACACAACUUGGUUUUGGAAGAUAUGGCACCAAAAGUAGUAGAGCUGGUCGUCUUUCAUAUCGAGCCAUUGAAGCAGCGCGUCGGGCUACAAUCGGACAAUUCCGUCGUGCUAUGAGCGGACAAUUCCGAAGAAAUUGUAAGAUAUGGGUAAGAGUUCUCGCAGAUCUUCCUAUUACGGGGAAACCCGCAGAAGUUCGAAUGGGAAGAGGAAAAGGAAAUCCUACGGGUUGGAUUGCUCGUGUGUCCACGGGACAAAUCCCAUUUGAAAUGGAUGGUGUGAGUUUGUCAAAUGCUCGACAAGCCGCUAGAUUAGCGGCGCAUAAACCAUGUUCGUCAACCAAGUUUGUUCAGUGGUCGUAA